UAAUAUUCCCAAGCUAGCAGGGUUGCUGAAUAAAACGAGAGACCUUUCGCUAUCAACUUACUGCUUCCAAAAUCACAGAAACAAAGAACGAACCCAAAACGAAACACAAAAAUACUGUAAAAAAGAAAACGUAAAGAGGAGAAAUGGAGAAGCAAACCAAAUCUGAGGUUCUUGUUUUUUCAGACAUGAAAGAAGAUCCUGAAGAAAUUUUCUUCGGAGGAGAAGAAGAAGGAAGUGAUCUGUCUUAUUGGGAAUUCAUCAACUCCUCAGAUUCUGACGCUGAUGAUGUCCUCUCUCUUUCUGAUGCUUCUUGGCACUCUUCGCUUUCUUCCUCCCCAGAGGACAGCCCAAUCCCUGACCUGAUUCAAGAUUCUGAUGAUCGUCUUCAUCACCAUGACUAUGAGCCAUUUCACGAUGGGUAUGGUGAGCCAUACAUAGAUGAUCAAGAAGAGGAUGAUGGUGAUGAUUACGAUGAUGAUUAUGAUGAGUAUGAUGAUGAUGGGUAUGAUUUGGAUGAUGAGUUGGUGCCGCGCGCACUGAGUGGGAAAUUUGGAAGGCAAAGGAUGAGGAAAUUAGGGAAGAGGGUUUUUGCCAAGAUGCACACUUCAAAAAAGUCACCAUUUUUGUAUGUCAAGCCUGGGUGUGUUCAUGGCAAGCAUGGGCUCGGAUUGAAGCACAGUUGCUAGAGAGAAUUGGGUUGCAACUUUUGGAGGAAAUGGGCUAUCUUUAAAUGGGUACUUGUUGGAAUCUUCAUUUGGUUUAAGUUGUAAUUACUGUAGUUCGAAUUGCUAUUGUUAGGUUUAAUUUAAUUUGACUUGGAUUAUUUGGUUGUUAAUAACCUAAUAAUUAUGUUAGUGUCUAUACAAGUUUAUUUUGUAAUCUCCAUGGUGCUUUUCUGCUUAACUUACCUCAUUUCUUUCUUUUCUUUUUCUUUUGUGUUGUUGGUUGGCUGAAUGUUGAUAAGUCUGAGGAAAUUUUAGCAAAUGGAUGUGUUGAGAUUGCGGAAUA
This is a messenger RNA of Theobroma cacao (cacao), 1008 nucleotides long. RefSeq lists its product as uncharacterized. NCBI's taxonomy places the organism in Eukaryota, Viridiplantae, Streptophyta, Magnoliopsida, Malvales, Malvaceae. The record is from RefSeq and is a predicted model, not a curated record.